Molecule: messenger RNA, 3042 nt
Organism: Poecile atricapillus (Black-capped chickadee)
Lineage: Eukaryota; Metazoa; Chordata; Aves; Passeriformes; Paridae
Product: cytosolic phospholipase A2 epsilon-like
Exons: 21
Coding region: 1-3042 (1013 amino acids)
Biological process (GO): glycerophospholipid catabolic process
Cellular component (GO): cytosol
Molecular function (GO): calcium ion binding; calcium-dependent phospholipid binding
Source: RefSeq, a predicted model, not a curated record
AUGUCUUGGGAAGUGCUGCCAGUGGAGGUACCAGGAGCAGACACUGAAAACGUGUCUCUAGAACUGCUCCCCACAGAGGUGCCAGGAGUAAAUCCUGAAAAUAUGUCUCUAGAACCGCUGCCCACGGAGGUGCCAGGAGUAGAGCCUGAAAAUAUCUCUCUCGAAUUGCUGCCCGUGGAGGUGCCAGAAGUAGAUCCUGAAAACAUGUCUAAAGGAUUCCUACCCAUGGAGGAGCCAGGAGUGUAUCCUGAAAGCAUGUCUAAAGGAUUCCUGCCCAUGGAAGAGCCAGGACUAUAUCCUGAAAACAUGUCUAAAGGAUUCCUGCCCAUGGAAGAGCCAGGACUAUAUCCUGAAAACAUGUCUAAAGGAUUCCUGUCCAUGGAGAAGCCAGGACUGUAUCCUGAAAGCAUGUCUAAAGGAUUCCUGCCCAUGGAGGAUCCAGGAAUAGAUCCUGAAAACAUGUCUCAAGAAUUGCUGCCCAUGGAGGUGCCAGAAACACUCUAUUACAUGAAUAAAGGGAAGACCAUGAUACCAUCAAAUGCACUAGAGGAUGGAAACUCAGGGCUUGGUUCCUUGGGAGAUGGUGAAUGGCAAAGAAGGAAUGCUGACAGUACUGGGCCAGACCAAGGUGAUUUCAAGAUAGAAUCCUCUCCUUGCUACCUGUUGACCGUAAGGAUCAUCCGGAUGAGAAAUCUCCAGCGAGUGGAUGCCUUAAGCCAGGCUGAUUGCUAUGUGUCCCUGUGGCUGCCAACGGCGACGUGUGAAAGGUCACGCACUAAAACUGUGAGAAACUCUGACAAUCCAGUGUGGAACGAAACCUUCUACUUCAGAAUCCAGAGUCAGGUCAAGAACGUGCUGGAGCUCACAGUGUACGAUGAGGAUUUUGCUACUCCAGAUGACCAUCUACUCUGUGCACUCUUUGAUACUGCUAAACUUCCACUUGAAAGAACAGUGAUCCUGUACUUCAAGCCUAGCCCAGAUGCCAAGGAGGAACUAGAGGUUGAAUUCAAAUUGGAAGUUGCACCUGGUCCUCAUGAAAUGAUUGCUAGCAAUGGAGUGCUGGUGUGUCGUGAACUUUGCUGCUUGGAAGUUGAAGUGGCAGAGAAGACGAAGCAAAAAUCAAAGAAGGAGCUUUCCCUCACUGUGAAGGGCUCCUUCCAGGGGACUCAGGAUAUCAUGCUGGGCCCCAAUGGAGUUGUCAGCCCAUCGUGUCCCAUCGAGUUCCACUACAUCAAGUACGCAGAGCCAACACUGGAUGUCAUGCUGCCAAAGAAGAGGCGCUACCACCCUUGGUCCUGCAGGUACAGCACAGAGACGGGCUCCCCAGUUGUGAUGCUGAACUCGCUGCCCAUGGGAAGGAAAACAACCAUUGCAGAGCAAGUGGACAGUGAUAACAGGAAAAUUGGUGUUAUUCCACAACAGGAAAAAUGCCACCAAGACCUGGACAUGCGCUUUGGGUUUAACUUAUGUUCUGAAGAGAUGGCUUUCCUUGGGAAAAGAAAGAGAUAUGUAGCAAGUGCCCUCAAAAAUGUUUUUCACCUACCACACGAUCUGCAGGAUCAAGAAGUCCCUGUUGUGGCUAUCAUCACGACAGGAGGAGGGCUGAAGUCAAUGACAGGAUUGUAUGGCAGCCUCAUGGGACUCAAGAAGUUAAAUCUCCUGGACUGUGUGACAUACAUCAGCGGGCUGUCCGGCACCACAUGGACCAUGGCCAACUUAUACAGAGAUGCCUACUGGUCACAGAAGGACCUGGACUCACAUAUUGGUGAAGCCCAAAAACAAGCAACAAAAUGCAAGAUGGGCUGUUUCUCCAUGGAUCGCAUGAAGUACUACAACAAACAGCUUUGCCAGAGGAAAGAAGAGGGAUACAGGACAUCAUUUAUAGAUCUUUGGGGUCUCAUGAUUGAGUACUUACUAAACGAUGGGAAAGACCCCCACAAGCUUUCAGAGCAGCAAGAAGCACUGUGUGAUGGCCAGAACCCACUGCCCAUCUACGUGUCAGUCUGCGUCCGGGACAGUUACAGCACCAAUGAUUUCAAAGAGUGGGUGGAGUUCACUCCCUACGAGGUGGGACUGCUGAAGUACGGCGUGUUUGUUCGCACGGAGCAUUUCGGAAGUGAGUUCUUCAUGGGCCGCUUGUUAAAAAAGCUCCCUGAAUCCCGCAUCUGCUACCUUCAAGGUAUGUGGAGCAGUAUAUUUUCUGUGAACCUUUUACAAAUAUGGGGACUGUCCCACAGUUCAGAGGACUUCUGGAAGAGAUGGACACAAGACAGAAUAGAUGAAGUUGAUGAAGACCCGGUGUUGCCCACAAGACCCCAUGAGCUGAGGACUCGCAUGUACACCCCCCCUGGCGCCCUGUCCAGCGCCCUUCGGGGGGCAUUGACCGACCGCUUCUCCGUUGCCCAGCACCACAAUUUCCUGAAGGGCUACCAGCUGCACAACAGCUACAUGGAGAAUGAGCACUUCUGUCAGUGGAAAGACACUGUGUUAGACUCACGUCCCAACCAGCUGAUGCAAAAUCCUGAUCAGCUGGGCAUGAUAGAUGCUGGAUUUUUCAUCAAUACCAGCAGUGCACCACUUUUAAGGCCACAGAGGGAAGUGGAUGUCAUCAUCUAUCUAAGUUAUACUACUGGAUCACAUACAUCGUCUCUAGAUAAGGCGUAUAAAUACUAUUCAGAGCAGAAAAUCCCAUUCCCAACAAUUUCUUUGACUGACGAAGAUAAGAAAAAUCUGAAGGAGUGCUACAUCUUCCAAGAUUCAGAUUUGCCAGGAUGUCCAAUUGUGAUUUUUCUUCCCCUUGUGAAUGAUACCUUCCAAGAGUACAAAGCACCUGGUGUCAAGCGCUGUUGCUCAGAGAUGGACGAAGGCCAGCUUGAUUUGACCAGCUGCUGUUCCCCCUACUGCAUGUUCUCUGUCAGAUACACUGAUGAGAACUACCGCAAGCUGCUGAAUCUCAGCGAGUACAACAUCCUCAACAACUCACAGAUGAUUAUGCAGGCCUUGCAGACAGCGAUGCAAAGGAGAAGGCAGAAAAUGUGCUGA